GUGACAUUUUUCUCUCUCACUCGCGCCAGUGUGGUCCGGCAACAGCAACGCAUUUGGAUUUUGACGUGUGACAGCGUAGAAUAGAACUGCAACCAAAAUAGGUUGCAAAUUGAUAGUGUAUCUAAAUAAAAACGAUCGGUUAUGAGAAAGUGAUAAAAAUGGCUGAAAGUAAAGGUGCGUUAAUUGCGAAAACAGUGCAAAAACAUGCAGGACGGGCGAAGGAAAAGUUGCUGCAGAAUCUGGGCAAGGUGGACCGCACCCUCGACGACAUCUUCGAGGAGCACCUGCAGAACUUCAACCGGCAGCACCAGCAGGCCACGAGGCUGCAAAAGGAGUUCAACAACUACAUCAGAUGUAUACGAGCGGUCCAAACAGCAUCCAAGUCGCUGAUGGAAGCGAUCACAGAGGCGUACGAGAGCGGGUGGUCGGGCCAUGACCUAUUGUAUGUGCAGGCGCAAAAUAUGGAGAUGCUGUGGCAGGAUUUCUCUCACAAGCUGGGAGACCAGGUGUUGAUCCCUCUCAACACGUAUACCAACCAAUUCCCGGAGGUCAGGAAAAAGAUUGAAAAACGAGGGCGCAAGUUGGUGGACUACGACAGCCAAAGACAUAGCUUCCAGAACCUACAGGCCAACGCUGCUAAGAGAAGGGAUGAUGUUAAGGUGACAAAAGGAAGGGAACAACUGGAAGAAGCCAAACGCACAUACGAAGUACUGAACUCUGAACUCCACGACGAACUGCCCGCUCUAUACGACUCCCGCGUCCUCUUCUACGUCAACAAUUUGCAAACUCUUUUCUCCGCCGAACAACUUUUCCACUCUGAGAGCUCUAAGGUAUUCAACGAACUGGAAGCCAUCACAGACAAGCUAGCAAACGAAUGUCAACGCGGAUCGUACAGCAAGAAGGCGAUCGCCAACAACGUCUCCCCGGUCAUCUCUCCAGCGCAUAACGGCAACGCUGCGUCCCCCACCAACACUGUGCAGACGCCGGCCGCGCUCAACGGCGACUCGUCCCCCUCCCCGCCCGCGCCGCGCUCCCCGCGCACUCCACCGCGCACCUCGCCCUCCCCGCCCUCCCCGCCGGACUCGCCCGCCGGCGCCGAGACCAACAACAACGGCGAACAAAACGACAAGAAGGUUGAAGAGCUCUACGACAUACCUGCCGAUGAUGUAGGCAACGCAACCGUUCUCCCAGGGUCCACGCCUGCCCAGGAGAAACCGAUCGCUAACGCGGAGAAGGCAAACAGUAUCGAAAAGGACAAGACUAUUAACGCACAAGAAAAGAACAUUAACGCACAAGACAAGAAUAGUAACGCAGUGGAAAAAGAGGUACAAGAAAAAGAAGUAGAUGUAGCAAAGGAGAGUCCGCAGAAAGAGGAGAGCAAAGGAGACGACGUUUACGAUAUACCUGUCGGGGCGACACUCGCGGGCCUGCCCCCGGGCACGCUGUACCGCGUGCGUGCUACGUACCGCUACACGCGUGAAGACAGCGACGAGUUGUCCUUCGAAGUCGGCGACAUCAUUCGCGUCGUCGAAUAUGAUGACCCUGAAGAACAGGAGGAAGGCUGGUUGAUGGGCAUAAAGGAAUCGACCAAUGAAAAGGGCAUGUUCCCCGCGAAUUUUACGCGGCCAAUAUGAGGUGUCGCGGCUAUCGGUGUAGCUUCCGCCGGCUACACCGCACUUAGCACGCCAAGGACGCUGGGGUAGUGCGGCACGAGCUGAACCCAACUGGUACACCGUACCCGUCGGGCUCACCUUCAACGCAAUACCCAUGAGUUUCUUUACAUGUGUGAGUGAACGGUCGAAACUCAUCGGUACAGUUGGGAACGAACCUGUCUUAGACGAAGUGUUCUGCGCAUUCCAAACGUUUCAAAUUCAAAAUUUUGGAACGUCGCGAAUGCCCGGAACACUUCGCUAUAAUUGUUUAUAACUUUAGAUUUUAGUUGUUGAAUGUUAAUAGAUAUCUAUUAUUUAUUACUUGUGUUGUAUUACAACGAAUUAUGAUUUAAUACAUUACCCGUUUACUUUAUUUAACGAUUAUAAUGAUUUGUAACAAUCUGUAUAUACCAUUUGUAUUCUAAGAUCAUUUUAGUCACUAUCAGUAUGGUGUAGGGUUAAACGUCCAAUAUGUAUUAUAAUUGAAAUUACUAGAUUAAUUUUAUGAUUAACAACAAUAUGAUGCUUAAAGAUAUUUUGUAUUGAAAUUAAUGUUUUUGACUUGUUUACUUUAUAAUCGUUUUGACAAUAAUCGGCACAUAAAUAUCGAAUUGCGUAUAAAUUUUAAUAAAAAUGCUCAUGUUUAUAUAAAUAAUGUAAAUGGGAAGUGACCUUAACGUGAGUUGGGUAAGCCGACGAACAAUACUGUUUUAUACAUAUUUUACGAACAACGUUUUCUCAUCAUGAUUUCCAUUUUCAGUAUUAAAUCAUAAUAGUGCCGGGCUAUCUAUGUCAACUGCGGUAGUCUUAUUCUACGCCUGUAUUCUGAUUAUUUCCAUUCACACAUUGCAUUUUAUAAUGAAAGUGUUGGGUUGCAUUUGAAAAUAUAAUAUUGAUUGUCUAUAGUUUUAGAUGUCAGCUUUUUUGAAAGUCCGCAUCCGUCGAAUAUAGGUCAGAACCUCACAGAACCCAUUAUUUUCUUCUUUAGCUAAAGCUCGAUUUCACGCGUGUGAGUUAAUUUAUAUUGUAAGUUAAGGUAUUAAACGCCCCCAAAAUCACAUCAACAUUUUCAUAUUACUUUCUAUAGUCUGAAUUACAUAUUCAAAUUAUGUCUUUAAACUCAGAUCAUUUUAUGAAAUCAGAAAUUUAGAUGUAUAUAAAAUUGAUUUUAGAGUUUUUGUUGACCCUUUAUCUUAUUGUUACGAUUUUAAUGUAGUGAUUAAUUCGAAUAUAUCAUGUCUUCUUAUUCUCGAGUCGGUAAACUUUUAUUUAAGUAGGUUUAUGUUUUGUUAAAUCAAUUUAACCGUAAUAGUGAACUGACUAACUUCAAUUAUCUUUAGAAUAAGAAUGCUUUGAUUAACUGUUAAAUAUUAGUCGUUUUUCAGUGGUUAUAUUAAAAUGAUCUUUAGAAGAUAAUGGUAUCAAACUAUACAGAUUUUUUAUUAUAGUGGUAUUGAGAAACGACUAGUAUAAUUAAUCGGACAAUGCCCAGAAAAUAAUUGAUAUUACAAUACAAUUGCCUGUGUCAAAAACGGUGCUUAGAAAGUGUACAUAUAUACUUUAUACAUUUUGCCCCAUGUUUAGUGAUAAGGAGCGAGUGAAACGUGUGUUGAAUUAUUGAAGUCAUACGAGUUUCCAACAUUUUCUGUUUUAUCUAUCACUAAUGAUAAGAAUCCUACUCAUAUAUUUUGUAUGGCAUCAGUAACAUUAUCAAUGGAAUAAAAAGCCAUAUUUUCGUAAUAGUUCCCUACAAUCAGUAGAAGAAACAUUGUUUUUAGGAACAUCUACUAACAUUUUCUAAAGAAAAAAUAUAAAUCGACUGAUGUUUUAUAGAAAAUGUUGAGAAAGUAAGUUGCAACGUAGCCUAGGAGUACACACGCGAACACUGCUAGUUACGCCAACGCUACUGGCUGUCCAGUGGAUGGUGUAUGUAGCUGUGUUGCCGGCCGUACAUUGGAGAGUUGUGGCUUUAUAUCAGCAGUGCCAUGCGAAGGUCCAUAAUAGAUUAAUUUAUAAGUUUGUUAGGACUUGUACAGUUUUUACAACUGCAAAUAAAAUGUUUCUCACAA
Pectinophora gossypiella (pink bollworm) is the source of this 3721-nucleotide messenger RNA. It is a transcript of the gene Amph, whose product is annotated as myc box-dependent-interacting protein 1. The record is from RefSeq and is a predicted model, not a curated record. The transcript has 10 exons. The coding region runs from base 159 to 1634 and encodes 491 amino acids. Lineage: Eukaryota; Metazoa; Arthropoda; Insecta; Lepidoptera; Gelechiidae. Gene Ontology annotation, cellular component: cytoplasm; plasma membrane. Gene Ontology annotation, molecular function: phospholipid binding; protein binding.